AUGGCUGAGAAGCUGGCCCCCCCGGGGGAGCUGUUCCUGCGCAAGGGCCGGGAGUCGGUCUCCUCCCUGGACCUGGACCGCCUGACGCCAGGCGAGGCAGCAGGAGAGGAGUCCUCGGAUAGCGAAGGGGAACAGGACGGCAGCUCGCACAAGCUCAUCCGCAAAGUGUCCACCUCCGGCCAGAUGAGGACCAAGAAGAGUGUGAAGGAAGGACUCCUGUUGAAGCAGACAAGCUCCUUCCAGAGGUGGAAGAGGCGGUACUUCAAACUGCGAGGACGGACCCUCUACUACGCCAAGGAUUCUAAGUCUCUGAUCUUUGAUGAAGUGGACCUGUCAGAUGCCAGCGUAGCAGAAACCAGCACCAAGAACAUUAACAACAGCUUUACGGUUAUUACACCAUUCCGAAAACUCAUCCUCUGUGCAGAGAAUCGGAAGGAGAUGGAAGAUUGGAUUGGUGCCCUGAAGUCUGUCCAAAAAUGGGAAAUCAAUGAGGCCUCCCAGUUCAAUAUGGAGCAUUUUUCUGGCAUGCACAAUUGGUACGCCUGCUCCCACGCCCGGCCCACCUUUUGCAACGUCUGCCGGGAGGCGCUGUCUGGGGUUACCUCUCAUGGCCUCUCUUGUGAAGUUUGCAAGUUCAAAGCCCACAAACGCUGUGCUGUGAGAGCUACCAACAACUGCAAAUGGACAACUCUGGCCUCCAUCGGAAAUGACAUCAUUGAGGAUGAAGAUGGGGUGGCCAUGCCCCACCAGUGGCUGGAAGGGAACCUCCCUGUCAGUGCUCGCUGUGCUGUGUGUGACAAAACGUGUGGGAGUGUGCGGAGGCUGCAGGACUGGCGCUGUCUCUGGUGCAAAGCAAUUGUCCACAGCGCAUGCAAGGAGCAGCUGGGGAAGAAGUGCCCCCUGGGACAGUACAAAGUCUCCAUCAUCCCACCAACUGCCCUCAACAGCAUUGACUCCGACGGGUUCUGGAAGGCCACCUGCCCCUCUUCCUGUUCUAGCCCCCUGCUGGCCUUUGUCAACUCCAAGAGUGGGGACAACCAGGGAGUCAAAUUCUUGCGCAAGUUCAAGCAGUUCCUCAACCCGGCCCAAGUCUUUGACCUGAUGAAUGGGGGGCCACACUUGGGAUUGCGCCUUUUUCAGAAGUUCUCCACUUUUCGGAUCUUGGUGUGUGGCGGUGAUGGCAGUGUGGGCUGGGUGCUGUCUGAAAUCGACUCACUGGGACUACACAAGCAAUGCCAGCUUGGCGUCCUGCCACUGGGCACUGGCAAUGACCUGGCCCGGGUGCUUGGCUGGGGCAGCCUCUGUGAUGAUGACACGCAGCUGAUGCAGGUUCUGGAGAAAUUAGAGCGAGCCACCACCAAGAUGCUGGACAGGUGGAGUGUCCUGACCUAUGAGGCCCCAAAGCAGUCUCCUCCAGCCAUCAAAGAAGAAGAGAAUGAAGAUUCCAACAUCCAGGUUCAAAUUUCCCACUACGCAGACUCAGUGGCCUUCCAUCUGGCAAAGAUCCUGGAGUCCGACAAACACUCAGUGGUGAUUUCUUCAGCAAAGUUCCUCUGUGGGACGGUUAAUGACUUUGUGGCUGAGGUUGGCAGAGCCUACGAGCGGGCAGCUGACAGCAAGCAGGAAGCGGACACCAUGGCUCGAAAGUGUGCAAUGCUAAAUGAGAAGCUGGACUCCUUGGUUCGAGAGCUGAAUGAUGAAUCGCAAGCUAUUGUGGUUCCCGAAGGCACCUCGCCAGCAGCCUUGCCCAGUCCUGAAACCCCGGACAACAGCAAGGAAGGGACAUUCCAUCCCAGCCCUGUGCCUAGGAUUUUUAAGUCCAAGGAGCAGCUUAUGCUGAGGGCCAACAGCCUGAAGAAGGCCCUGCGGCAAAUCAUUGAGCAGGCUGAGAAAGCUGUGGAUGAGCAGAACAAGCAGACCCAGUCAUACAGGAGCAUCACAGUUGCCAGCAAGAAAGACAGCAAUGAGGACUUCAACAAGGAGACAGAGAAACUUAAGUCCCGUCGGGACACUGUCAUCAGCACCACUUCAUCCAUUAUCUUGGACAGACCCGACAGCUUCAGUGCAGUCCACUUUGCUGAGGACCCCAAUGCCAUACAAUUCUCCGAAAGAUGCGUCAUGAAUAAUUAUUUUGGCAUUGGCCUGGAUGCGAAGAUCUCUCUAGAAUUCAACAACAAAAGGGAUGAGCAUCCCAAAAAAUGCAGCAGCCGCACAAAGAACAUGAUGUGGUAUGGAGUUCUGGGGACAAAGGAGCUCCUUCAGAGGACCUACAAGAACCUGGAGCAACGAGUCCAGCUUGAGUGUGAUGGGGAGCCCAUUUCCUUGCCCAGCUUGCAGGGCAUUGCCGUGCUCAACAUCCCCAGUUAUGCAGGAGGCAUCAACUUCUGGGGAGGCACCAAGGAGGAUAAUAACUUUGGAGCACCCUCCUUCGAUGACAAGAAGCUGGAGGUGGUUGCUGUCUUUGGCAGCAUCCAGAUGGCAGUGUCACGGGUCAUCAACCUUCAGCACCACCGCAUUGCACAGUGCCGGAUGGUGAAGAUCACAAUUCGAGGAGAUGAGGGAGUCCCAGUGCAGGUGGAUGGGGAAGCAUGGAUCCAGCCCCCUGGCAUGAUUAAAAUCCAGCACAAGAACAGAGCUCAAAUGCUGACGAGAGACAGGGCUUUUGAGAGUACCCUCAAAUCAUGGGAGGACAAGCAGAAGGGCGAGGGCUACCGGUCCACAUCCCGCCCUCGCCUCAGUUCCCAGCAGUCCAUGGAGUACCUGACAGAGGAGGAGCUUGGUCAGAUGCAACAGCUCGCCCAAGCCACUGAAACACUCAUCAGCAGGAUCCGUGAGGCUGCCAAGACACGCAGAGCCAUAGAGCAGGAGUUGGCACAUGCCGUGAAUGGCAGCUCCCUGGCACUGAGCGAGGCCAUGCCCAACAAAAGUGGCAGCAACAGCCCUGAGGUUCUGAGUAGAAGCACAGCUGUGGACGUGUCUGUGAGCGUGAAAGCACUUUACACCGAAACUCGAGCUUUUCUGGAAGGAAAACUGCAGUUGGACUCCCCCCAGCAAGAAGAAGGGCUCCGCUGUGCCCUGAGUGCCGUUGGCCAAGAACUUCAGAAACUCUCCGAUAUUCACUGGAUGGCACCAAUCAUCAACUCUGCGGAGGAGGAGUCUUCUGGUAGCAGCAACAAAGGGAGCCUGAAAUUACGCAUCAACCUUGCUAAGCCCAAGCGGGAGAAGGAGAAAACCCAGAAGCAGAAAUCCGGCAGCAUUACACCAGUGGACAAAUGGGGCCCUGAAGAAGUGUCGACCUGGCUGGAGGCACUUGAUUUAGGGGAAUACAAAGAAAUUUUUAUGCGCCACGACAUCCAGGGCUCUGAGCUGAUCCUACUGGAAAGAAGAGACUUGAAGGAUCUUGGGAUAUCAAAAGUGGGCCAUGUGAAGAGGAUUCUCCAGGGAAUUAAAGACACUACCAGCCAGCUUUAGAUGCCAGCAGGAAGCUGCAGCUGAGCCCUCCCUCCCCUCAUCUCAACUGUGCCGCCAGUCUUGGUUUGUGGAACCCGUCACGUUGGAUCUGGACCUAGCCGGAGCCUGGGUGCCCUAGAACCCUGACCCAAGGACAGCUUCCCAUGCAUUCCAUGCAAUGAGUUUACAUUUCUGUGUUUGCCAAAUAUUGUGGCUUGGCUGUGUUUGUCCCUCAUUGCCUCCUGCUCCUUCCCCUCCCCGUAGCAAUUCUGAUGUCUUUUUUGGUUCAUGUGUCCAAGCUGCUUUAAGUGAAGCCAUUCAUUCCCAUCCAUUCCUGGUAAUUUGUUGCGGGGGGCGGGGGGGUGUUCCUUACAGCUGUUCCUGGGCUCACUAAAUUUGGUUGCUUUAGUGCUUGGCAAUGCUGUGAAACACUAUCAGAUGACAGGGAGCAACUUGGAGGCAGGUUAACAGACUGCUCCACUGGGUAGUUAAGGCCCAGAAGACCCCAACCCCACAACUAAAGGGUGAUGGGCACGCCGCAGAAGUCUCCUAGCUUCUCUGUUGAGCUGAAGCCUUGUCCUCUGCUUGGAUGUGUCCAGCCUGCAGAGAGGAAUGUAGCAGUGUGCCCUGCUGUCCAAUAAAACCAAAGGCAGUGGCAGGCUGUGGCGGCUUUCCUUGCAGGAGGAAAAGAGGGGAGUGCACCUCUGGGCCUGAGAGAGUCUCCAGGACCCUUGACAGCUCCAUAGCCAGGCAGAAAUGUAACAGUGGUCCUUGCUACUGCACUUCUAGAUGCCCUGCAGCUGUUAUUAUUUUUUAGAGUGCUUUCUGUCGGGGGUAGGCUAAGAGCCUCACCCCAGAGUUGGCAUCUCCAAGGUCUGCCAGUGCCUUCCUUAAUCUCCCUCCUAUGUCCCCCUUUCUGUUUAGAUUAAGCAUGGAGAUGACAUGGGGGGAAGGGGCCACAGUGCCCCCUCCCCUGUGAAUAAAAGAUGGUUUGCAAGGGGUUGACCCACCAUGAUAACAGCAGUAACUUGCGGUUUGGUUGGUGCUGAUCUCAAGCAAGAAAGUUGCUAGUUUUUCAUUAGACCUAUUUGGAAGCCAAGUAAGCAGCUGCAAGCUUUUGAGUUUUGCUUCUACCUGUCAUCAGCAGGUAGAAGCUAUGCUACUCAAAAACUCCUAUAGACUAACAGAAAAAGCUCUCGUCAAAAAAUCUUUUCAUGCUUGCACGGUAACUGUAUCCUAAAACCUGGGUGGGAGCAGGGGUGCUCUCAGCUUUCCAAGGUCUUUAGCAUGAGGUACAAAUGAGAAUCUGUUUUGAAAGAGUCGCGCCUGUGCCAUAUCUGCAGAAGGCACUGCCUUGGCACUAGGAUGGCUGCCCUCCCUCUCUUUUUGUGGAAACAUGGCUUCUGCCCCCAGCCUCUGUAUGACCAGUUGCAUGGCUCUCUUAGCCCCUGGAAGAGGAGAGCCAGGGAAGCACUUUCUGCUUCUUCCUGAGCUGCUUAAAUGAAAUAACUCUACCUUCCCCACUGCUUGGGGAGAAUGUAACUAGUUUGGAGAGAAAAAAAAGCUAUUUAUUUAAAGAAUUAAUAUAUAAAGCUUAAUUUAUUUUU
Eublepharis macularius is the source of this 5057-nucleotide messenger RNA. RefSeq names its product diacylglycerol kinase kappa (gene DGKK). Bases 1 to 3471 code for a protein of 1156 amino acids. The record is from RefSeq and is a predicted model, not a curated record. Gene Ontology annotation, molecular function: protein binding; ATP-dependent diacylglycerol kinase activity. The transcript has 29 exons. Gene Ontology annotation, biological process: diacylglycerol metabolic process; lipid phosphorylation; intracellular signal transduction. Lineage: Eukaryota; Metazoa; Chordata; Lepidosauria; Squamata; Eublepharidae.